Megalops cyprinoides (Indo-Pacific tarpon) is the source of this 1943-nucleotide messenger RNA. RefSeq names its product melanophilin-like. The transcript has 15 exons. Gene Ontology annotation, biological process: intracellular protein transport. Gene Ontology annotation, cellular component: cortical actin cytoskeleton. Gene Ontology annotation, molecular function: actin binding; myosin binding; small GTPase binding. The record is from RefSeq and is a predicted model, not a curated record. NCBI's taxonomy places the organism in Eukaryota, Metazoa, Chordata, Actinopteri, Elopiformes, Megalopidae. Bases 84 to 1943 code for a protein of 619 amino acids.
UCCCUGCAGCUUUCUGACUCCCAAAGGAGUACAACCACGAAAGAAGACCCUGGGCAGGAGGCAAAGCCGUCUUCAGCAUCAGGAUGAUGCCUGUCGGUGCCGCAGGCAAGAAACUGGACCUGUCCAGGCUGACGGACGAGGAGGCCAAGCACGUGUGGGAAGUCAUUCAGAGGGACUUCGACCUGCGGAAGAAAGAGGAAGAUAGACUGGGGGAACUGAAGACCAAGUUGGAGAAGGAGGACACCAAGCGCGAGCUGCUGGGCACUCAGACCAGACUGACCGACUCCCACUGCAUCCGCUGCCUGCAGCCCUUCAAGUUCCUGGUCAACAGUAAGCGCCAGUGCCUGGACUGCCAUCUGUACACAUGCAAGGCCUGCAGCCGCUACAACAAGAAGGAGCGCGGCUGGGUGUGCGACUCCUGCCGCAUGGCCAGGGUGCUGAAAAUCGGCACCUUGGAGUGGUACCAUGAGAACGUGCGCUCCCGCUUCAAGCGCUUCGGCAGCGCCAAGGUGAUGCGGUCGCUCUACAAGAGGCUGAACGGAGAGCACGACUCGCAGCCGGACCUGAGAGGCCAUCGUGACGAUGACACACAUAGCAUGCCAGAGGUCCACCGUGUGUACGAUGGCCACGAAGAGGACGGACAUGACGGGCACAGAUACAAGGGGCGAAAGACCAAGCGUUUGCUCCCUGUUCAUCCCCUCGAUUUUGACAUGGACAGCGAGUACUCUGCUCGCAGUUCUCACCAGCGCUCGAGCAGCCUGGACACUAUGGCACGGCGGGAGUCGGCUAUGGCGGAGGCCGACAUGGCGUUAGUGUUCCAGCAGAUCAUGGAGGAGGAGGGCAGGAAGGGGAGGGACUCCAGCCGCAGGAAGAGCCUGGACAAGUCCACACGAUCUGACGAAGGGCUGUACUUCCAGCCCAGAAUGCAGCGCACGCGAUCCCUGUCCAAGAUCAGCUCCUCCGGCAACACCAAUGGCCCCCAGCGCCACUACUACGAGGUGGACACCUCGGACGAGGAGGAGGGACAGAACCAAGCGCCUCAGCAGCCAAUCCCCCGCCGCCACAGCCGAGCGUCCCUGCAGGAGAACCUGUACCAGGCCCCGCCCCCGAUCACAGAGCUCAACAAGCGCAUGUCAGCCAUUGAGAGUCUUCUUAACCGCCUAGAGCAGAAAAUGACUGUGCCCCCUGAACCGUGUGCUCCCAAGCCAGUGACGGUGGUGCAGCUAGAGGAGGAGAAGCUGAGGAAGAAGCUGGGUGAGCUGGGCAGUUUCAUCGACAAGGGCCUCUCCUCCGAGGAGGACGAGGCCAAGAGGCGCCCCUCCGCGGCCAGGGAAGCCUCCGCGAGAAGCUCUGCGCGGGGCAGCAUUGCCACCGUGAGCCCUCCGCCUCUGGAGGGGCUUCUGAGCUCCUCUGGGGACGAGAUCCCCUCAGAGGCCCAGAAGAGAUCCACUGCGGCGACGCUAUGUGACAUCACAACUGAGGUUCUAAGAACCAUAAAUGCCACUGAAAACGCGUUGAGCCAGUUCACGCCGCCAAAGCCUAAAGACACAUACUCAUUUACGGGGACAGAUGUAACGCAAGCAGAUGAGGCUUACAGAGAUCUAGAGGAAAAUGUGUACAUAACGGCAGGUAAAUCCUACGACUUGGAGAUGAGGCUGAGGAUUCUGGAGCAGAAUGCCAGGAGCCGCUACUGCGGCACCACCGACUCGGAGCUGUCCGAGCUGGAGGACAAGGUGGCACAGGCUGCUGCGAAGGUCCAGAGCACCGAGAGCGAGGUCUCAGACAUAGAGAACAGGAUCGCUGCCCUGAGCGCAGCAGGGAUGCCUGGAGAUAAAACAAAGAGGAAGGCUUCAGUCACACAGCCAAGGAGGAGGCUCUCCCAUGACUUUCCGAUAAGUAAGAUACUAAGCAGCGCACAAUUAAUUUCCCUGUUUUUUAGCUAG